This is a messenger RNA of Hyaena hyaena (striped hyena), 546 nucleotides long. RefSeq names its product zinc-finger homeodomain protein 9-like. Lineage: Eukaryota; Metazoa; Chordata; Mammalia; Carnivora; Hyaenidae. The transcript has 3 exons. The coding region runs from base 1 to 516 and encodes 171 amino acids. The record is from RefSeq and is a predicted model, not a curated record.
AUGCGCGCCCUCUCCCAGAAGCCUCCAAGGGUUCCCCGCCUGCGCUCGUUGUCAGAGGCGCUCCGGCGCGUGCGCGCGUUAUCUCCGGCGGACCCGAGUAGCCAGGUUCCCUCAGCUCCAGGCCCCCGCCCCACACCGCCCCCCCUCUUAGCCCCUAGCCCACCCGUCCCCUUCCUCUCCUCGCGGAAUGGGGCUGGCGCUGCUCGGGGUCGCGCGCCCGGGACCCGGCUCGCGCUCGGUCUCGCGCUGUCAGCGACUGCCCCGCUCGCGCCGCCUCGCGCUCUCGCUCAGUCAGUGGCGCCGAAGGCUCCGUUAAGCAGCGGCGGCGGCGGUUCCUGUUUCCGUUUCUUGGUCUCCCUUCAGUCGGGAGUAGCAUCCUCCACCCAGCCACCCCUCCCACUCCCCAACGGGGCAGCUGCAGCUGAGGGCUGUGGCGGCGGCGGUGGCGGCGGCAACUGGAGACGGCGGAGACCGCCUCUGCUCCCGCCUCGGCUGUUUCUUAUCCUGAAAAUCUGACAAACUUUGUUCAGUCGUCAUGGCUUUAUG